Molecule: messenger RNA, 1242 nt
Organism: Phaedon cochleariae (mustard beetle)
Lineage: Eukaryota; Metazoa; Arthropoda; Insecta; Coleoptera; Chrysomelidae
Source: the annotation of a GenBank genome assembly
AUGGAUGAUUCCGGAAGAAAACAAUCUCCUUUGAUAACACUAGACGAAGGUAGUGUUCGUGAUGAACCAUCAUCAACUGGCGGUGGUCAUACUGAUGGAAAACAAGAUCAACUAGUCGAUAAAUUAAUGGACAUGAUGCUGACUAUGGAACGGAACAGGCAAGAUAGCGAAAAUAGAUUUUUCCAAUUUAUCCAAGGACAGGUAUCCAGAUCAGUUUCGGAGACAACCAAUUUCCAAGUAAUGCCAGAUUUCAGCAAGACUAUCGAGAAUUUCAAUGGUGAAGUUCUGGGGAGAUCGGCGAUGGGAUGGUUAGAGAGAUUGGAAAGCACCGCCCUUUUACACAACUGGCCUGACACAUUCAAAUUAGAAACAGCAAAAACACAUUUGAUUGGAACUGCAAAGGAUUGGUUUAAUGGAAACGCAGGAAUAAUCAAGACAUUUUCUGAUUUCAAAUUUAAAUUUGGUAAAACAUUCAACGUCCGUGAAAGCAAGACUCAGUUAUGGAGAGAAAUGGAAAAAAGUGUUCAAGGUAGAAAAUCACUAUUCUCAUAUUUCCACUACAAAGUUAAACUGUGCAAGGACUUGAACUUGGAUUUUGAUGAGAUCAAAGAGCAAGUGGUAAUAGGCUUGGCAAAUAAGCAAAUAAUUCCUGGUUUGCUAGCAGCUGCUCAUGUAGAUGAAGAUGCUCUUCUACAUGAUAUUCAUGAAUUUGAUAGAAUCCAUUGUCAAGCACAAGGACGGCAUUUUCCUGGGAGUUAUAAGACAUUUUCUAGAAACUCGAAUGGAUUCAAUGAACAAGAUUCUUCAAGCAGUUCCGCGCCAGAGAGAGUCGGAAAACAACCAGAGUUUUUGAACACUAAUCCUAGAAUAGAAGAAAAGGAAACAAGGAAAUUCACCUGCUAUAAAUGCAAAGGUGAGGGACAUCUCCGGAGAGAUUGCCCUUCUAAAAACGAACCAUCCGAUUCAGGCAGCAAAGAAAAAAUUAUACAAUCGCUAAUUAAUCUGGAGGAAAACUGUAAUAAUUCUAUUGAGAAAUUCAUACGUGAAAUCGAAAUUGAUAGACAUCUCCAAGUAGCAGCUCUCAUUGAUCCUGGUAGCGCUGUGUGUACCAUACGAGAAAGUUUGGUAACUAGUGGGCAAUUGAUCAGUAUAGAUUCCAGUAGAAAAUUGUUUGGUUUUGGACAAGAAAAUCCAGUUAAUUGUCAAAAGAAGAUUUUGCCCAAAAUAUGGAUGUUUUGCUAG